CUGGUUUCCUGCGUCGUCCUCAGGAAAUCAUCAACUUCAACUGCCGCAAACUGGUAGCUUCCAUGCCUCUGUUCGCCAACGCCGACCCCAACUUUGUCACCUCCAUGUUGACCAAACUGCGCUUCGAGGUCUUCCAACCGGGCGACUACAUCAUCAGGGAGGGAACCAUUGGGAAGAAGAUGUACUUCAUCCAGCACGGCGUCGUCAGCGUCAUUACGAAGAGCAGCAAAGACACCAAGCUGACGGACGGCUCUUAUUUUGGAGAGAUCUGCUUGCUGACUCGAGGCAGAAGGACAGCCAGCGUGCGAGCAGAUAACUACUGCCGGCUGUACUCUCUGUCUGUAGACAACUUCAACGAGGUGCUGGAGGAGUAUCCCAUGAUGAGGAGGGCCUUCGAGGCCGUCGCCCUCGACCGCCUGGACCGCAUCGGAAAGAGGAACUCGAUUCUGCAGAAUAAAGUCCAGCAUCACCAAAGCUCCGGCACAUUAAACCUCCACGAAACAGAAAUCAUCCAAAGAAUCGUCCAGCACGACCGGGACAUGGCCCAAUGCACGCAGCUGAUCCAAAGCAGCGCUGCGCAGAGUCUGAACCCCCCCGUCGCUCCGCCGUCCCCUACCCCUCUCAUCUGGACGCCGCUGGUCCAGGCACCGCUGCAGGCUGCUGCUGCCACCACGCCACUGGCUCUGGCCUUGGCCCAUCACUCCCAGUUGCCUCCCAUCCUCUUCCACAGUCCUCUGGUUCCUGGUUCCUCCAUGAAGGACCAUUCCAGGAGGGUCCACAUGGGAGGUACCGCCUCCAGCAGCUUUGGUUCAGUUCCUGGCUCCCCGGUUAGCUCUGCUAAACCCAGAUCUGUGGUUGAGGCACCAACGUUGGGGUUCUCUUUGGCGCAGCAUCACUCCACUGCGGUUUUAUCGCCCACGGUGAUGUCGCAGCCCGUCUUUACAAGCAGCCUGCAGCCCACGCCGCAGCCUCUUUACCAGCCUCCUUAUUGCGUCCCGGUCUUCCCCUCCUACACCUGCUCCGCUCAGCUCCACCCUCAGCCGUUCCUCGGUGCGAUGGCCGCUCCGCCUCAGCCUCUAGGUUUGCUGCAGCAAGGGGUGCCAGGGAAGGUUUCAGGAAGAUUUCCAGCCCCAACCAUCAGCCCUCUGAUCUGCAGCUCGGUGAACCCCAUCCUGAGCCAGCUGCAGCAGCCAUACCACCCAUCUAGCCUCAACAGAGCCACCAGCACAUCCAGCAAUGUCAACCUCCCACAUUUCCCCAUCAUAACCAGCAGGCACCCGCCGGCCAGGAUCAAUCCGCAGCUGUCUGCGGCCGGCAGAAGCGGGGUGGCCGCCUCUCUGGCGCAGCACACCCUGGCGGGACUGCAGUCGGUUUUCCUCCCACAGGUUCUCCCUGAGCCCUCGGCCCUCGCCUCCCUGGCGCAGUACGGCUCUGCGGAGGUCUCGCCGUGCUACACGCCGCCUCUCCACAGCCCCGCCACACAGAGACGGACGGUUCACCACGCCGAGCCACCCGGCACCACCAGCUUUCAGAGCUCCACUCUGAGAGAGACAGCAGAGUCCUCGGCGGAUCUCUUUACCCAGGAAAUAAAGACAAUCUCAGGCUCUCACAGCUAUUUACACCAGGAAAGGCCUUCGGUGGUAAGCGACUCCUCAGAGAGGGAGGCAGGGGGCUUCCCUUCCCCCAUUGUGGUCAACAAACCCUACACCACCAUCCCGGGUCAGGGUGCUCCCAUCAGUCGGACACAAUCAGGGCCUGAGCCUUGGAACCAGCCUGCCGGCGAUCAGUCUCCUGCUAAAGUGUUAGACAGUGAACAGAAACAAUCCAAGCUUCCCUCCAACUUGUGAGUGUCAGACACACCCUCCUCAACCUGCUGAGCUGCAGAGGAAACCCCUCCAUGUUGGCAUUUUAAAGGGGACCUAUUAUGCAAAGUUAACAUUUGGCACGUUUUUAUGCUUCCAUUUGGGUCUCUACUGCUUAUAAAAACAGCCCAAGUGCUUUAAAACAUCUCACCCAGAUAUUUUUUGGCAAUAAGUUCAUGUUUUUUGGAAAACAAGCCGUUUCAAAACCCUUCUGAAUGUAAUGUGACAAAUCAGCCUAUUGCCUAACAACCCCAGUGGAAUUCAGCCCGUUACCUAGCAACCAAGCAGAGUUCCAGCACGUUUGGUCAGCUGGUUUAAUCUCUGUAGAAUGGCUACUGGAAAUGACAAGUGUUUUGUUGUUGGCUUACCAUCCAGAAACCUCUUGCUGCAUCCUUGUUGAUUGUGCAGGAGGCUCUGCGUCUGCUUUUCAAAGGUGUACGGUUGUAUAAUUGCACAUUUGUUUGCAACCAUUUCCACAUACGUAUGUAAACGUUGAGUUGGGGAGCGUGGCCAGCAGCAGGUUGUUUGGAUUUAAAGAGCCAGGCCCUAAAUCAGCUCAUUCUCCAGAACUAAAAUCUAGUCUAAGAAUUAUUUUGAGGAAAAAUGUAAUUAACAUAUCGUAACCUGUUGAAGAAAGCAUAAUAGGUCACCUUUAAAUGUUGAAUUCAGUGCUGGGGUGUGUGUGUUGUUUUAAUCAGAUGAGAGAUCACUUUAGUUUUUGUGGAUGACGGACAGAAACAUAUUUUUUCUACUCAACAUUUUCAUUAUGAUGAUAAAACCCAAAAGUAUUAAUGGGGUAUAUAUUUAAGACCUGAUAAGAAAUAUCACUUCUUAUAUAUACUAUGUUAUAUUCUAACCUUCCUCUGUGAUUUAUUUAUUUGAAACCUUUUUUUGGUUCCCUUUUUAGCUUCACCUCUUGAGCUGAAAAGAAUUACCCACCGCUGUAUAUUCAGUUUAUGAUUGAAACCAAAAAUGGCUUCCCUCUUGUUAGCAUCCUUUUCGGAGAAAUGCUGCACACAGUCUGUGCACUUUGCUCGUUUCAGAGAUCACUGCAGCGCGAAGGGUUUGGCGGCGGCGUGUCUUCCAAGAUAGAAAGCUUUCUCAGCAAUAUUGCACACCCGAACGGGUCGCACUGAUCAGACUGCUUUUAAAAAAAAAACAAAGCAAUGAAUGUAACAAUGUCAGUCUGAGGGGAAGGGAGGGUUUGGGAUUUGAAAGUGUGGAUGAACAUGAACAGACAAAAAAACCCUGAGUUGAGGAUUGUGUGCCAUGAGCAUAGUAUGCAAUAAUCUGUGUUUUUAUUUUUAUGGGCUUAUAAAGGUACUGUGAAUUAAAGCACUUGUGUCAAAUCAGUAAGAUUACUGGUAAAUCAAUCAAUUAAUUAGAAUAUAACAAACAGUGACUCA
Molecule: messenger RNA, 3268 nt
Organism: Poecilia latipinna (sailfin molly)
Lineage: Eukaryota; Metazoa; Chordata; Actinopteri; Cyprinodontiformes; Poeciliidae
Product: potassium/sodium hyperpolarization-activated cyclic nucleotide-gated channel 4-like
Exons: 3
Biological process (GO): potassium ion transmembrane transport; sodium ion transmembrane transport; regulation of membrane depolarization
Cellular component (GO): HCN channel complex; dendrite; axon
Molecular function (GO): voltage-gated potassium channel activity
Source: RefSeq, a predicted model, not a curated record